CAUGUGGGUGGCAGUGGAGGUAAAGACCUUAGUGGGAACAAGCGAACAAACAAGGCCCACUCAUUUGAUCAGACAUUUGAGAAGAUGAAUGAGUCUCUACGAGUGAGUUGCAAAAAGGGUUAUCCUGUUCGUGUU
Rubroshorea leprosula is the source of this 135-nucleotide messenger RNA. NCBI's taxonomy places the organism in Eukaryota, Viridiplantae, Streptophyta, Magnoliopsida, Malvales, Dipterocarpaceae. The record is from the annotation of a GenBank genome assembly.